This is a messenger RNA of Anthostomella pinea, 1383 nucleotides long. Lineage: Eukaryota; Fungi; Ascomycota; Sordariomycetes; Xylariales; Xylariaceae. The record is from the annotation of a GenBank genome assembly.
AUGUUCGGCGCCGUGUUAAGAAGGCAAGGGCAGGGCCUGUUGCGCACUUCCGCCCUCCGAUCCGGCUUCGCGCCUCUCGCCAGAUACUAUGCAUCCUACCCGCCGCAUACCGUCAUCAAGAUGCCCGCCCUGUCGCCGACCAUGACCGCCGGAAACAUUGGUGCGUGGCAGAAGAAGGCCGGAGACGCCAUUGCUCCUGGUGACGUCCUGGUCGAGAUCGAGACCGACAAGGCCCAGAUGGACUUUGAGUUCCAAGAGGAGGGUGUCAUUGCUAAGCUUCUGAAGGAUGGCGGCGCGAAGGACGUCCCUGUUGGCAACCCCAUUGCCGUCCUCGUCGAAGAGGGCACCGACGUUUCCGCCUUUGAGUCUUUCAGCCUCGACGAUGCUGGUGGUGAAGCCGCUCCUCCCGCGCCCAAGGAAGAGAAGAAGUCAGAGUCGUCCGAAUCCGACUCCGCCCCUACCCCUGCUCCUCAGUCGGAAGCCACCGAGUAUGAGUCCGAGGGCAGGCUCGAGACCGCACUCGACCGAGAGCCCAACAUGAGCCUAGCUGCCAGGCGGCUGGCACGGGAGAAGGGUGUUGCCAUCUCCAGCCUGAAGGGCAGCGGUCCCGGCGGCAAGAUCACCGAGGACGACGUCAAGAAGGCUUCCACCGGCUCAGCUCCUGGUCCUGUCUCUGCCGCCGCCGCCUACGUAGACACGCCCCUAUCGAACAUGCGCAAGACCAUUGCCAAGCGCCUGCAAGAGUCUACCCAGAACAACCCGCACUUCUUCGUCAGCAGCAAGAUCUCGGUCAGCAAGCUGUUGAAGCUGCGACAGGCCCUGAACAGCUCCGCCGACGGCCAGUACAAGCUCUCCGUGAACGACUUCCUGAUCAAGGCUAUGGGUGUUGCUUGCAAGAAGGUCCCCGCCGCCAAUUCGUCAUGGCAGGGUGACUCUAUCCGCCAGUUCAACAGCGUCGACGUCUCGGUCGCUGUCGCCACCCCUAACGGUCUGAUCACCCCUAUUGUCACCGGCGUUGAGGGUCGCGGCCUGGAGUCUAUCUCCAACAAGGUCAAGGAGCUUGCCAAGAAGGCCCGCGAUAACAAGCUCAAGCCCGAGGAAUACCAGGGAGGCACCAUCUCCAUCUCCAACAUGGGCAUGAACGCUGCUGUCGACAAUUUCACCGCCGUCAUUAACCCCCCGCAAGCUGCUAUCCUGGCCGUCGGUACCUCCAAGAAGGUUGCCAUCCCCGUCGAGGGCGAGGAGGGCGCGGCGAUCGAGUGGGACGACCAGAUCACUGUCACGGGAAGCUUCGAUCACAAGGUCGUCGACGGAGCUGUUGGUGCUGAAUGGAUCAAGGAGUUUAAGAAGGCCAUCGAGAACCCUCUUGAGCUGCUACUAUGA